Molecule: messenger RNA, 624 nt
Organism: Camelina sativa (false flax)
Lineage: Eukaryota; Viridiplantae; Streptophyta; Magnoliopsida; Brassicales; Brassicaceae
Source: RefSeq, a predicted model, not a curated record
AUGGCCAACAGUUCUACAAAUCAGCUUGUUGGGAUUGGUUCGAUCAAGAUCAGGGCACAUGAUGGUAGAUUCUGCACAUUGAACGAUGUCAGACAUGUUCCAUCAAGGGAGGAGAAUUUGAUAUCUCUGAGUUUGCUUAAUAACAAGGGUUUCAAGUAUUCUGGUGGGAACGGAGGUCUGAGAGUCUGUCAGAGUUCUGAUGUGAUUCUGAAGGGUGUCUUACGUGGUAUUUUGUAUAUCUUACAAGGAUCCACAGUUGCAGGUUCAACAAAUGUUGCAUCUCCAGAGAUUCAUAAGGAGGAUAUGACUAAGCUAUGGCAAAUGAGGUUUGGUCAUAUGGGUGAAAGGAGAACGCAAAUUCUGUCAGAGGAAGAUCUUCUAUGUGGUCAGAAGAUCAAGAGGCUGCGGACGGACAAUGGUCAGGAGUUUUGUUCAUCAGAGUUCAAUCAGUUGUGUAAGGAUCAGGGGGUUGCCCAGCAUCACACAGUCAGGAGCGCACUACUGCAGAAGGGUGUAGUUGAACAGAUGAAUCAGACACUGUUAGAGAGAGCGGGGUGUAUGCUCUCUACUGGUAGCUUUGGUAAAAGGGUGGAGCUGAAAGGUGAUUUACAGCAACACGAAUAG